Molecule: messenger RNA, 6248 nt
Organism: Haliotis rufescens (red abalone)
Lineage: Eukaryota; Metazoa; Mollusca; Gastropoda; Lepetellida; Haliotidae
Product: glycoprotein 3-alpha-L-fucosyltransferase A-like
Exons: 3
Coding region: 135-1376 (413 amino acids)
Cellular component (GO): membrane
Molecular function (GO): alpha-(1->3)-fucosyltransferase activity
Source: RefSeq, a predicted model, not a curated record
GGAUUGCAGAGCAAUGACGACUCACUGAUAGUCGGGCACUGUAGACGUAAGGUAACUGGAUUAACUGGAUUAACUUAAGAACUGCGUUUACCAGGAAAUGAGAAGACACCAAACACAGUUCUCGUGAAAGAACGAUGACGAUGCUACACUGGACAAGUAUAAGGUCUUGGAUCCGAGGGGCGUGUACUUUCACACUGAAAGGGUGCAAGAUUCCAUGUUGCUUCUACGGAUUAGUGCUCACAUGUACGAUCAUGGUGGGACUUUUCGCCCUUUCAAGGGAGCUGAUGACGUCGAAAUCUGAGACAAAGAAGAUAGUUCUUAUUGCGCGUGCACUUAACUACUCAUCGAGGUCACAUCCCCGAGACAAUGUCCUUGAGAACCCAAAGAUAAUUUUGUUGUAUGCCAAGACAAGGUAUCAACCGGUCAUGGACGAGUUAUCUACGCUUCGUGGUUGCCCGGAAGUGAACUGUCGCAUGACUACAAAUCAGUCGUAUUUACAAAGAAGCAGUGCCGUGAUGUUUGCUGCGCUUUUCCUGAAGUUGAAAACUCCACCACAGCGGUACAAAGACCAAGUUUGGAUUCUACAUAACCACGAAUCACCACGGACGAGUUGGGUUGGAAAAAGAAGUAUUUGGCUACAGAGUUGGAAGAAUGUGUUCAACUGGACAAUUGAUUACAGAAACGAUAGUGAUAUCCCUGCUCCUUAUGGUGUUUUACAAGCUAGAAAUCACACCAUAGAUAAAGAUUAUUCUGCGAUUUUUAAACGAAAAAAGGGCACAAUUGCAUGGAUGGUAAGUAAUUGUAAAACAGAAAGCAAAAGAAUGGACUAUGUUAAGGAGUUGAAGAAGUACGUCCAAGUCGACGUAUAUGGUGCUUGUGGAAACCAUAAAUGUCCAAGGAGUGAUGGCCCGGCAUGUUUCGAGAUGUUAAGCGCAAAGUAUAAAUUUUAUCUGUCUUUUGAAAAUGCAUUUUGUAAAGAUUAUGUAACAGAAAAAUUCUUUCUAUAUUACGGACUCAACUUCAUUUUGAUAACUCGUGGGGGUGCUGAUUAUACUAAACAUGCUGAAAACAAUACUUACAUAAAUGCAAUGGAUUUUAAAUCUGCUGAACAAUUAGCCGUUUUUAUCAAACAACUUGCCAACAAUGAAACCAAAUACACGGCAUAUUUGAAGAGAAAGGAUAAAUACAAACCUGUAUAUGAAGAAUACAUACGUAAGAAAGAUGAUGUCAUUGUUUGGCGGUCGCAUAGACUAGAGGCUCAGGCGAUGUGUGAAGCGUGCAAAAGACUGUGGGAUGUUGACAAAUACAGGAAACAAUAUGAUGACAUAACAGCAUGGUUUGACAAAGGCAUUUGCUACGCAACACCGAUAAUGUGACUCAUUAAAAACUGAGAAGUAUAUGUACCUUGAUAAGUUUAGAUUGUCAGGAAAUCUUGAUUUUUUGCAUAGUUUUAGAGGGACAAGAAAUGAGUAUAGAGAGGUUUGUCGUUCUAAAUCAUCCGUCUAUGUAAAUACACUUGCUGUAGAUAUUGUCAACUCUAGUAAGCAAAAUCCCAAAGCCUUUUGGUCUUAUGUAAAGUCCAUUCUUAGAAAUCCCAGUAAUAAACGCCAAGGCGAUAUAAGCAGUAAAGCAUGGAUUGAAUACUUUACUCGGGUGCUCAAUAUUCAAGAAAAUGUUACAGAUACAGAAUUCAUGUCUUUUCUCAGUAGUUAUAUUGAUGAUAUAGAUAAUUUGGAGAUUGAUGAGGGUAUAAAUGACAUGAUAAACCAGCCCUUAACUGAAGAGGAGAUCGUCUUUGCUAUUUCAUCUUUAAAAAAUAAUAAAGCACCUGGCCCUGACGGCAUUCCCCCUGAGGUCUAUGUGGUGCGAGUGCGAGUAUUUUGUUACCUUACCUUAAGAUUUUGUUCAAUUUCAUAUUUACGAAAGGGACAUAUCCUCCAAAGUGGUCAAAGAGUAUUAUAUUCCCUUUACAUUAGAAAGGAAGUACAAGGGAUGUUAAUAAUUAGAGAGGCAUUUCUUUGAUGGACAUAUGUGGGAAAAUAUUUACUUUUAUUCUUAACAAAAGACACAACGAUCUUGUAUGUUUUUAUGACAAAUUACCAGAGUGUCAGGCGGGUUUUCGCGAAGGAUAUUCUACAGUUGAUAAUGGUUUUUUCUCUACAGUGCCUUAUCCAAAAAUACUUGUCUAAAUCAAAAGGUAGAUUUUAUUGUAUAUAUGUUGAUUUUCAAAAGGCUUUUGAAUCGGUGAAUAGAGAUUCGCUAUGGUAUGUUAUAUCUACAAAUUGUAUCAAUGGAAAGAUGUUGAAUAUGAUACGUGAUAUUUAUGCAACAACAAUUUCUUGUGUGAAACUUGAUAACUUUUCUUUAUCAGAUUAUUUCGAAUGUCUUAGUGGAGUUAGACAAGGUUGCGUUUUGAGUCCUCUUUUAUUUUCUAUGUUUAUCAAUCAAUUGGAAGACUCAUUACAGACGUAUGGUGGAAGAGGUAUAUUUGUCGGAGAAGAUUUCAAUGAUCUGUUUUUAUUGUUGUAUGCUGAUGAUCUAUGUAUAUUUGAUGACUCAGUUAUUGGUUUGCAAAGAAAAAUUAAUGUUUUAUCUUCUUUUUGUAAAAAAUGGGGUAUGAAAGUUAACUUUGAUAAAACUGAAAUAUUAGUUUUCCGAAAUGGUGGAAAACUUAAAAAUGUUGAAAAAUGGUUUCAUGAUGAUGUACAUAAAAAGAUAGGAACAUAUAGUUAUUUAGGUGCUGUAUUUUCAAACCGAUUAUCAUGGUCAAAAUGUUUGCAAACUUUAGUCCAGAAACAUUAAACUUAAAUCCCUUCCUUUACCAAUAUUGUUUCAAAUGUUUGAUACACAAAUAUAACCAAUAUUAUUUUACUGUUCAGAAAUCUGGGGAACCCACAAUUGGAAUGUUUUAGAAGCCAUACAAACUAAAUUUUGUAAAUAUUUACUUGGUGUCGGGAAAUCUUGUACUAAUGUUGCUUUUUUUGGGUGAAUGUGGACGCUAUAAAUUGUAUUGUGAGACUUAUGUACAUUGUUUGAAAUAUUGGUGUAAACUAACCACUAUGUCAAAUGAAAGUUACAUGGGCUACUAACAUUAAGAAUAUUUUGUAUUUAUAUGGUUUGGUUUUGUAUGGGAAAAUCAAUCUGUUGGUCACACUGAUUUAUUUAUAUGUGAGUUUUCACAAAGAGUUAAAGAUUGUUAUAUACAAACAUGGCAUUCCCAAGUUAAUGAUUAUAAACAUCUAGAAUGUUAUUCCUUCACUCAAAACAGCAUUUGUUAUUGAACCGUAUAUUUUAAAAAUCACUUGUAAAGAACCAAGAAGAAUGUUAUCACUAUUAAGAAUUGGAGAAUUAAAUAUCAUGGUGAAUAUUGGAAGAAAAAGUAAUAUUGAUUUUAAUUUCGAUUUUGUCCAUUUUGUAAGAACAUCAUUGAAACUCAAUUACAUUUUAUGCUAUCAUGCCCAUUAUAUGAUGAUAUCAGACAGAAACACAUUCCAAAUAUAUAUUGUAAAUCUCAGUUAUUUAAGCAUAUAGGCUCAGGCAAUCUCACUGAUUUACUUCAAUGCUGUAAAUGUAUUAUAGAGGCUAUUGUAUUACGUUCAUCCCUUUUGUAAUACUUGUUUAAUGUUGCACCAAUAUGUAUAUCCUAUAUGUCAAUAUGUAUUUGUACAUGGGCCUGUGGCCUUUAUACUGAAUAAAGAAAUUGAUAUUGACCGCUAACAGUUUAAUAUUUGGAACUUCUAAUCAAAAAUUGCAAAUUGAUACUAAAAACCUAUGUAAGUAUCGUAGGCAGUUUGGCAGAGUAUAGGUUUUAACAGGGAAUAUGUAUAUGUCUUAUAUAUUCCCUGAGUUAAAUUAGUUAAAUAUAUAUAUAGAUAAAUAUUCACAUCGUUGCCCAAAUCAAAUUAUAACAGCAGCUGGACUAUUAUUACUAUGGCAAACAGCACGGAGUCAUGUGCAGGUCAGUGGCUCCUAAUUAGUGCCAGAGAAUGGCCGGUUGGCCACUGAAGCUUAACAUUGUGGAUGAGGUGCGGAAUACUGCAGGCUGACCAUGUAUGUAACGUAACACGAUACAUGGCAGUCUGACAGUGAGGGUUAAAGGUAGUACGCUUUCUGUUAGUCGGGACUUGACCCUCGGACAGCGGCUAGGCAGGUUGGCUCUCUGACGCCUCUGAUAUGCUGCCUGGCCAUGUCUGUCCCAUCACCACAAACGUGAUUAUGCACAUGCUGUAACUGAUAUACCACAAAUAAAGUGUUGUGGACCCACUGAUGGACUCCUGUGUUUGAAGGACAGAUAUCCAAACAUAACAGCCCGGGAUACAUGGUGGAAUCCAAGAUCUCGGAACCUCUCUGCAACAACGUUCGUGAGCGAAAUCUCCCCACAAGUCCGGUGAUAUCCAUCCAUCCUGGGUCCACAUCACAACUCACGUCAAAACAGCAACUAACAUUGUGAAUUCGGAGAACAGUUGACCACACUGCCUUUCAACUGUGCCACGGAAUCCACAAUUUGGACGCUUUGCAGCUUUGUGAAAAGGUUUCCGUCACAUCUUACAAUAGUGACGUGUUUUUACGGCAAGUGGACCCCUGUUAAUUACUUUCUGCCACCACUUAACGCUUUCUUUGUACAUGUAUACAAUUUUCUGUCCCUGUUCCUUUUUCUCUCAGCUGUAGCAUACACCUGUGUGUAUAUGUCCCGUCAACUUAGUAGCCUGUGCCCCUUCCCGACGUUUAGUAAUAUGCACUAAAAUAUAUCAAUUUGAUUAGGGCGUUGUUUCACUGCUAUUUGAUGUAUGAAUGACAUUGUGUGUUUCAAGUACGCCUGAGAUCGGCUCGUAAUGUUUUGUUAGUCAUGAGCAGUAGUGUAAGAGAAAUAUUAUGCGCCUGAAAUUGAAAAUGAUGCUUAUGAUAAAUGUAAUGAUGUUUAUGAUAUAUAUUUAUGAUGUGUAUGAGGAUGCUCGUAAACCUGAUAUGAUGUAUUAAUAGGUUGUAUAGUUGACUUGAAUGGUGUGAUGUGAUGAGAGUAGAUGAGAGACAGGUAGAAAGGGGAGAGUUAAAAGUACGUACGCGAGAGAGAGAAAGAGAGAGUGAGUGAGAGAGAGAGAGAGCAUUUAUAGGUGUGACUGAUCAUUUACCGUUAGAAUGAUAAGCUAUUAGCGAGCAACUGUGUGAGACUUGAGCGUCGUGUAUAUUAUUAGUGACGGUGAAUUGGUACAUGGCACCUUACCAUGAUUCCUGUAAAGCUCUAUUUUUAAAAAAAUAUUUUCUACCUCACUGCUCAGUGGAAACGUAUUUGUGUAACAAUGUUAUUUAUACAUGGUGUACUUUAUUUUAUUGUGUUGAUCCAUGUACUUGACGUAAUCUGGUGUUAAUUAACACAUUGUAAUGUGCCGUCUGUUGUAGCAAAAAGAAAAUCGGGUUCCACAGCAUAUAUCUCAGUCUGCUUUCCUAUUUUGAAACUAUUGUUAUUAUUAUACUAACUUAUGGAUUAAUAAUAUACAGCUUACCGUGGAUGUUGUUCAAUUUUAAUAUGAAUUCAUCAUUUAAACUUUGUGAAUCAACCAUGGUUGAUACGAAUCCUUGUAUAAUUUGUCACAUCAGUACAAUCUGAAUGGUAUAGCUAUACCGUCUCUACCCUAUUAUAUUAAUUUAACAUGUUUCAUGCUUUAGUAUUUAACUUGUAUCAUGUAUAUUGUAAUUUAAUCCCUACCUCAUUCACAAUGCUUUAUAAGGACGUGGGACACGUCCUUCUUUACAGAAAGGGCGUAUAUCGUAGGCAGUUUGGCAGAGUAUAGGUUUUAACAGGGAAUAUGUAUAUGUCUUAUAUAUUCCCUGAGUUAAAUAAGUUAAAUAUAUAUAUAGAUAAAUAUUCACAUCGUUGCCCAAAUCAAAUUAUAACAGCAGCUGGACUAUUAUUACUAUGGCAAACAGCACGGAGUCAUGUGCAGGUCAGUGGCUCCUAAUUAGUGCCAGAGAAUGGCCGGUUGGCCACUGAAGCUUAACAUUGUGGAUGAGGUGCGGAAUACUGCAGGCUGACCAUGUAUGUAACGUAACACGAUACAUGGCAGUCUGACAGUGAGGGUUAAAGGUAGUACGCUUUCUGUUAGUCGGGACUUGACCCUCGGACAGCGGCUAGGCAGGUUGGCUCUCUGACGCCUCUGAUAUGCUGCCUGGCCAUGUCUGUCCCAUCACCACAAACGUGAUUAUGCACAUGCUGUAACUGAUAUACCACAAAUAAAGUGUUGUGGACCCAC